Molecule: messenger RNA, 1631 nt
Organism: Pistacia vera
Lineage: Eukaryota; Viridiplantae; Streptophyta; Magnoliopsida; Sapindales; Anacardiaceae
Product: RCC1 and BTB domain-containing protein 2-like
Exons: 9
Coding region: 140-676 (178 amino acids)
Source: RefSeq, a predicted model, not a curated record
AUUGUAUCAGGGACUGCAGUAACCGUUUGAAUGUGCAGCCAGUCUUGGUUCAAAAGGAAACACAUGGUGACCAUGUCUCUUUUUAGCUAAAAUGACCAUAUAAUCAGGGUGCAAGGGAGGGCUCGAUACAACUCUUUGCAUGACAGAUUUUAGCAAAACGAUGAGAUAUCAAAUAGUGGAUGGGGAGCUCUACAUUUGGGGAAAGAACUCCAAUGGACAGCUUGGUCUUGGAAAAAAAGCGGCAAAAGUAGUUCCUGCUCUGACGAAAAUAGAGUGCUUGAGUAGAAUCUGCAUAAAACUUGUAAAACUUGCAGCUUUGGAUUUUGAGCACUCAGUUGCUGUUACUGAUGAAGGAGAGGUUUUAAGUUGGGGAGGAGGAGGGUCCGGAAGACUUGGUCAUGGCCACGAAUCAAGCAUUUUAGGGUUCUUAAGCUGCUCCAGUGAAUACACACCAAGACUUAUCAAGGAAUUUGAGAAAGUCAAGAUCAAAAAUGCAGCUGCUGGGCUUCUGCAUUCGGUGUGCAUUGAUGAAAAGGGCUGUGUCUUUAUUUUUGGUGAGAGAGCAGCAGAUAAGAUGGUCUUUCAAGACAGAAAAAAUGCAACAACACCAUCCAUGAUUAGCAAGCUACCAUAUUCAGAUGAAGUUGCAUGUGGUGGUUACACAUGGGUGUUGUGACAAGACUGUUACCUUUUAGGUCUACGUCAAAGUGAAUUCAGCACCCCCGGUAUGUUUGGUGUCUUCAUUUUGAGGUUCUCAUUCGAUCCAUGGCUUUCCAAUGUUUUGUUUUUUUUACAAAGUGCAAAGGACUUGAAGCUUUCCUUAUUGUUUGGAACUUGAAUCAUAUUGGUUAUGUUUAAAAAAUCAAUGAAUUGCUAUAUCUCAUACUUCUAGAUUUCUAUUAUUUCAGACCCAUGUUUUUCUUGUUACUGCCAGCUAUUUUUCUUUAUCGGGACUGCUACCUUUUAGGUCUCGGUCAACGUGGAUUCAGCACCCCAAUUUUGAUCUUUGGUUUCUUCAUUUUGGAGUUCUCACUUGAACUAUGGUUGUCCAGUGUCGAAGCUUAAAAGGCUCAAAGCUAUUUUUAAUUAUUGGAACUUUAAUUAUUAAAGCAAUGAAAUGCUAUGUUUGGUACUUCUAUUUAUUUUAUUUCAAAUCCCUGUUUUGCUUUUUGGGAAAAAUGCUCUAUUUGUUAAAAAGAAAAAGUUUUUUAUAUAGUUUCUUUUGUGAUUAGAGUUUGCUUUUUGGUGAGGAUUCAAUUUUUACAUAUUUUGUUAAUUUAAAAUCCAUUGAAUCUUUGUUGUAGCUUUCAUGAAAUAGGGAAUGGAGAUAUACAACAAUGUCAUGGUGGUGGAAAUGUUGGAAAUAGUAAAUAGUUUCUAUUUUGAAUUUGUAUUAUUUGUCUAAUUUUGACUAAUUUACUAUUUAGAUAAUUCUUGUCAACUCUAGUAGAGUGUAAUAUUGAGUUGAGACUUUUGCUGUAUCUAUUGAAGAUUAUGUUUGUUAUAGCUUUAACGAAAUUGGCUAUGGGAAUAUAAAGAACAAUAUCACAGUUGGUCUUAAAUCUAGAAAUGAUGAUGUACCUCUUUAAGUGAGCGAACACUAUUGACAAUAUCUUCUUGUUAUUUCUCCU